UAAACCCUAUCAAAGAGCUACUCCUCCUCCACUAUCAUCACCGGUGAACUGAACAAAUUUAACAAUGGAUCAAGCUACUACAAUUUAUUAGUUCUUAAAUCAUUUUCCCUUUACUUUUAUCUCCACAUCCAGCUAAACCCUAAUACGCACAACCAUGACGAUCCACUCCGUCAUCAUCCAAAAACUCCUCAGCACAAACGCCCAAUUAGGCCGCCGUGUCGCCGCCGAUCACUUCAAGAUUUACACUUAUGGAAUGCGAAACUCGAUGGCCAUAAUUGAUUCCGAUAAAACCCUAAUUUGUCUCCGAAAUGCUGCCAACUUCAUGUCUCAUCUUGCACGUGACAAGAAUGCCCGGUUCUUGUUCGUCAACACGAAUCCUCUGUAUGAUGAAAUCAUUGAGCAAAUGACUAAGAAGAUUGGAAUUUAUAGCCCUAGAGAUAAUAUUAUGUGGAAAAUGGGCGGUUUCUUGACUAAUAGUUUUAGCCCUAAAAAAUUUAGGUCUAGAAAUAAAAAGGUUUGUUUUGGACCAAUACAACCACCGGAUUGUGUGGUGGUGAUGGAUACAGAGAGGAAGAGUUCAGUGAUCUUGGAGGCUGCUAGACUGCAAGUUCCAAUUGUGGCUCUGGUUGAUUCCAACAUGCCGUAUGAAUAUUUUAAGAGAAUUACUUAUCCUGUGCCGGCUAGUGAUUCGGUUCAGUUUGUCUACUUGUUUUGUAAUAUUAUUACCAAGACUUUCUUAUUAGAGCAGAAGAAAAUGAGAGCAUUGAAGGGGGAUGUUAAAGAGGAACUUGCUCUUUCUAAGACGGAAUCCAGGGAAGAAGUGAAGCAGAUAGAGAAAAGUGAGAAUGAAGGAGAUAUUGGUGCUGCAAUGGAUGAACUUUUGCUUGUUCCUUAUCAGAACUUACUACCUGCUUUUGAUGAUAUUAAAGAAAUCAAGCAGCUUUUGGAUAAGCUUGUCGUGGUCAAGUUUAAUGGUGCCUUGGGAACUGCACUAGGUUUCAAUGGGCCGAAGUCUGCAAUUGAAGUUCAAAAUGGCUUGACAUCUCUUGACUUGAUAGUUAAUCAAAUUGAGGCUCUGAAUUGCAAGUAUGAGUGUCGCAUACCUUUGAUUCUUUUGAACACAGCCAGAACACAUGAUGAUACAUUGAAGGUUUUGGGCAAAUAUACCGAGUCAACCAUUGAUAUUCUUCCUUUUCACCUGGGCCAACAACUUCAACAAGAAUCUGUUGAUAAGCAGAGCAGUGAGGAUAAAUUGUAUCCUUCAGAAGAUGCUGCAGGUUUAAUUUCCCUGAUGAAGAGUGGAACUCUCGAUGUGCUUUUAUCGCAGGGAAAGGAAUAUGCACAUGUCGUUAGCUCAGACAGCACAGCUACUCUCCUUGAUCCGAAAAUCUUAAAUCAUUUGGCCCAAAACAGGAUUGAAUACUGUAUGGAGGUAACUCCAACCACGUCAACUUAUAUGAGGAAUAAUAUGCUUACUCAGCGCCAAGGAAGAUUUCAGCUUUCACAAAUCACACAAGAUCCCUCUAAGCAUGAGACGGAGAAGUUCAAAUUUAUUGAUACAAGAAACUUAUGGAUGAAUCUGAAAGCUAUCCGCAGGCUUGUGGACACUGAUGUAUCGAAUCUAUGUACUCCAAAGUUUUUUGAGCAACCUAUUGGCUUAAUUGUCCCUCAAUCUCAGUUAGUUCCGCUUAAUGCAACAUCAAAUUUACUUCUUCUUCAGUCUGAUAUGUAUUCAUUUGCUGAAGGCACCUUAGUUCGAAACACUGCUAGAGCUAACCCUGUAAAUCCAUCUAUUGAUUUAGGACCUGAAUUUGAAAAGGUCAGUGAAUUUCUAAGUCGCUUCAAAUCCAUUCCUAGCACAGUUGGGUUGGAUAGCUUGAAAGUAACUGGUGAUGUGUGGUUUGGAGCUGGUGUGACGCUUAAGGGGCGAGUAAGUAUAGUCGCAAAACCUGGGAUGAGACUGGAAAUUCCUGAUGGAGUCGUACUGGAGAACAAGGAGGUCAAUGACCCUGCAGACAUUUGAGAGCCCUUUAAAUUUAAAUCCAUUGUUGUUGAUUGAUAGAGAGAUUAGAGUAGACACAGUUGAAAUUUUGCAAUAAUAGGUGAUUAUUUUAUGCUGUAAUUUGAUGUAUUUAUUCAUUUAGUUGUAACCUGUUUACCAUUUUUCACUUGUCAGAAUAUAAUAAUUGUUGGUCAUGGUAAUGAACCAUCAUCAACCUCCAAGUAUAUGCCAUUGUUUAGGCAUUCAUAAAGCCAUUAUCCCAUUA
This is a messenger RNA of Mercurialis annua (annual mercury), 2267 nucleotides long. Its product is annotated as UTP--glucose-1-phosphate uridylyltransferase. The record is from RefSeq and is a predicted model, not a curated record. The transcript has 20 exons. NCBI's taxonomy places the organism in Eukaryota, Viridiplantae, Streptophyta, Magnoliopsida, Malpighiales, Euphorbiaceae. Gene Ontology annotation, molecular function: structural constituent of ribosome; UTP:glucose-1-phosphate uridylyltransferase activity. Gene Ontology annotation, biological process: UDP-alpha-D-glucose metabolic process; translation; glycogen metabolic process. Gene Ontology annotation, cellular component: ribosome; cytoplasm. The coding region runs from base 155 to 2023 and encodes 622 amino acids.